CCACUUUGAAAACCAAAAACUUGAAAGCAACUAAAAUACAUUUCACGGGUAAAUGAACAGUAUAUUAAAGAUUUUUUGGUAUUAUAUGAAGUCUCCCAGCUUCUGGCCAUAAAUCCUUCCAACAAUCUUCUGGCACGUUCAUGAUAUACAUUUAAAAAAAUGAUUUGAUUGGAUCAUAACUGAAGUAAAGAUGCCACGCAAACGUAAAACAGUUCCUAAAAAGAUUGAUGAUGAAAAGCGACAAAAGCUGACAUGGAAUAUGUCUGAUGUGCCAACAGCAUCAAAAGAAAGUUUAAUUAAUGAUGUGUGUAGCACUUCAACUGCGGCUGUCACAUGUAAACCUUCUUCAUCAAUAGCAAAUGCAGAACCUCAUACUGAACAGACAACUCCAAAUAGAACUAUUUAUCACCAACUCAAUAUAGAGAAAGAGUUGUGCAGUUUUGGUAUUGGAAUUACACAUAGUGGAAGUAUAAUAAAAAAAGACUUUCCAUAUUGUAAACUAGGGGAGAUCCUCGCUGGUUUACCUGAUUUGGAAGAUGAAACAAAACUUGAGAUUGAUACAUUAUUUUCUACUUCUGAUGCCACUACACUCUUUGUUAGUCAAGUCCCUGGUUGCCAUCUGCUAGUGUUUGAAAGUAAACUUAGUGCACCAGUGAAAAGCAGACCCAAAGAUGUCAAACUUGCUGUGUCAAAUUAUUUCAAAGUAGAAUGCAGCCUACCAUUCAGCUGUUUUGAAGCACUGAGAUGUUCCAGUUGGUUUCUCAUCCAGUUCCGAUAUGUUAACACUGUGACAAAGCAAUUAGAGCUGGAUGUGUACCUAACAAAACAGGCCAUCUGCAGACUGCAUUAUCCGUGUGAAUUCCUCCGGCUGAAGAAAACAUUCCAAGCUCUGAAGGUCCUCAUCGACUUUUACUACGGUGUUACAUCUAGUCCUGAUUAUAAAGUGAGAAGGGACAAUGCAGAAGAAGACAUGGAAGAAAAGGAGGCCAUCACUGAUGUACUGGGUGCUGUAAAAAACCUACAUUCUUCAGAAUAUGGCUCAAACUGUUCUUCAUUCGUUCAACAUGAGGCUUUAAAGCCCAUGUUAAGAGCCUACCAGCAAGAUGCCGUGUGCUGGAUGAUCCAAAGGGAAAAAUUGCAAGAAAAAGUAAAGGAAGAUGAUUUACACAUACUAUUCGAGGAACUGAAAAUGUGCAAUGGAGAGCUACUCUACUACAAUAAGUAUCUUGGAAUACUUGUUGAAGAAAAACCUUUGGCAACAGUGUCUCCACCUGGUGGAAUUCUAGCAGAUGAAAUGGGGCUUGGUAAAACUGUUGAGGUGUUGGCAGUUAUUUUGCUUCACCCUCGCAGUGACUUAGUGACGCUGCAACCUCUCAUUGAACAAAGACUCGUCUAUAAGGACAGGCCAAAGAGAAAGAAGAAAAAGAAGUCAUUGAAAGCAGCCAUUAACAACAGCAAUGGCAAAAAUGACAUUGGUGAUAGAGACACCAAAACAAAAGAGACAAUUAAUGAUGUUUCUGACAUACAUGAAGAUAUCAGUAUAAAAACAGGAUUGAACAUUGUUGCUGACAAUAUCACAGAUGCUAAAAACAGCAUAAAUAAUGUCAAUGAUGUGCAGACAACACCCAGUCAGUUUAAUAAACAGGGACAACCUGUAGCUAGAACAAGCCAAGAGAGUACAAACAUAUGGAUUGAACAUGAUAGCGCAAGGACAAUGAAUACAGACCUAUUUGCAGAAAAUCAUUGUGAUCAACUGAACAAUGGUGUGAAACAUGAUACUAUGUCAUCUCAGGAUAAAAUAAAUAACAGCUGUGAUAAGAUGUGUGUCAUAGAAAGUGCAAUACUUAAAUCAAAAGAGGAACUCCAACUGCCAGAGCUACAAGAUCACCAAUAUGUUUCCCCUUGUUCUGAACAUGAAAAAAACAUCCAUGACAAUAUAGACAGUGAUAGCCGAAAAACAGAACGAAACAUUAAUGGUGACAUCAUCAAAACAGAUGACAUCACAAACUAUGACAUCAACAAAACUGUAAUUCCAGUCAUUCAAAAUGCUUCCAACGCGCCAAAGAAACAUGGCUCUCCUAUACACGGCCAGGCUUCUGUUGUGGGAAAUAUCAAUAAUGCUUAUACCUCUCAGGAAGAAAAAACUGGAGUAAUAAAUAUUCCAGACCUCCAAGACAAUAUGAAUUCCACUUGUCAGUUAGAAAUCGCCAAUGUUGAAAAUGAUGUAAAAACUCCAAAAUACAAUGGUAAUUUGGCAAGAGAAAAUAGAGAUAAGGAGACCAACACAAAAUCAAAUGAAACAAUUGCAGACAAUACAGAAGAAGUCAGCACAGAGCAACAACCUUAUUCUGAUAAGGGAGACAAACAGGGGAAGGUUUCAAUGAAACAACUUAAAAAGAAUGCUGGGUCAUGGAAAGAAGUUGUUGAUGAAACUACAAGAUUUGAGUGCAUUUGUGGUGUGCAGGGAGAAGGGAAAGAUGAGACACUUAGAGUUCAAUGUGUUGAAUGUGGCCUAUGGCAACACCCAGAGUGCCUGAACUAUGACCUCAAAGACCCACUUAGACAGCCAUAUAAAUGUCCUCAUUGUCAUAUUUUUGCUCUCCCAAUGUCAUCAAAAGCUACUCUGAUCAUAUCUCCUAGCAGUAUUUGCCACCAAUGGGUAGAAGAGAUUCUUAAACAUGUGAAACAGCAGGGUAUUAAAGUACAUAUUUACAAUGGAGUAAAAACAAAGUAUAUCCAGCCUUGGACGCUGGCCAAUCAGGACAUAGUGGUGUGUACCUAUGAGACACUGAGGACUGAGCUGAACUAUGUUGAUCUUCCCCACAGUAAUUCUGAGAGUGGCCGUAGACUGAGGAAUCCCAAACGUUUCAUGGCUAUACCAAGUCCCAUAAUUGCUGUUGAAUGGUGGAGAGUCUGCCUUGAUGAAGCUCAGAUGGUUGAGUGUGUGAGUACAAAGGCAGCAGAGAUGGUUCUGAGACUGAGAACUGUCAAUAGAUGGUGUGUUACUGGAACUCCCAUACAAAAGGGAAUUAAAGAUCUCUAUGGUUUGUUUGUGUUCCUUGGAAGGGAUCCCUAUUGGGUGGAGCACUGGUGGAACACUAUUUUGUAUCAGCCUUAUUGUCAUGGGAAUAGAGACCCCUUGCACACAGAAGUAGCACGAGUUAUGUGGAGAACUGCCAAGGCUGAUGUUAUUGAUCAGAUCAACAUUCCAGACCAACGGGAGGAAAUCCAUUGGCUGACAUUUUCUCCUGUUGAGGAGCACUUUUACAGGCGUCAGUUCCGUCAGUGUGUGCGUGAGGCAAUGCAGAGACUGUGUAGGUGGACAGACUCAAAGGUGAAACUUAGCAGCCUUGACAGAUACACCAUGCAUCAGCUUUUGUUACCCCUUGUAAAGCUGCGUCAGGCAUGUUGCCAUCCUCAGGCAGUCAGGGGAGAGUUCCUACCUAUUCAUAAAAGCAUGAUGACAAUGGAAGAACUGUUAAAGCAGCUUACUAAGAAAACGAAGACUGAAUGCGAGGAGGCACAUAGACAGAUUGUAGCUGCUCAUAAUGGCCUAGCUGCACUCUAUAUUGCAAAGCAACAGUAUGAAGAUGCAGUCGAAGAGUACAGGGAAGUACUGCGCUCAGUCGAAGAACAUAAGGACCAAUUAAGAACUGAUGAGCUCCAACAGCUACAUGCAAUGUACAACCUCAAUGAGGUUCUGGCACUCAAGCCUUCUGGGAUUGCACCUACUUUGAGGGAUGAUCAGUUAGUGACACAGUGUGAAGAGAUCAAGAGGAAAUACCUGAAGAAGGCAGAAGCACUGGUCACCCAGGCUCAGGAACAUCUAAUACCGGCCCAGGAGAACAUUAGGGAGCUUAGCUACGAGUUUGCUGAAGGGAGAAAUUGGUGGAUUGCUGUCCUAGAUUGGUCAGCAUCUCAUUAUUUUGAUGACAGUCUCCUCCUGAAGGUGCGGGAAGAUCUCCAGAGUAAUAAAAGCCCAGUCAUCAAUAGUAUUAUACACAGGUUCCGUAAUGUGAAAGGUCUACAACUUGUAGUGCAUACUAAACUUGAAGAGCUCCAAACAUCACAUGACCAGUUAGUUAGUGCACUGAAAAAACUAUCUGCAAAACCCAGCCCUGGUAUUGUUAACACAACAGUGGAGUGCUGUCUUAGACCUGUUACAGGGGAAGCAAGUAAAACAUGCCCUUUCUGCAAGUUGGAUGAGAUGUUUAACAGAUAUGAGGCCCACCUCUUCUCAUUUGUGGAUCAACCAGUUAUACAAGGGGAAGACCAUGGUACAACCAGUAGGAGAGGAACAUGGGCAGACAGUGAAGUGGAGAGGGUGCUCAAAGUUAUACAAGGGGAAGACCAUGGUACAACCAGCAGGAGAGGAACAUGGGCAGACAGUGAAGUGGAGAGGGUGCUCAAGUCUAUACUGGCCUAUUACAAACUCAUGCAGAAGAAGCAUCAACUUAUAGAAUCUGGAAACCUUCACAUUAAGAUAUUUGAGAGCCUCAAGAAAGAAUUUAGGCAUUUACGUGCUGUCUGGAUGGUGUUACGAGAACAAGUGGCAGCCAUUGAUGAGCUCUCCAUGGCAACCACUAGAUUGAGGCUCCGACUUCCAGAUGAGCCAGUGCCUGAUCCACCACAGCCUAAUAUCAUAGAACCUGCAGAGUUUGAACAAACCAAAUUGAAGCAAGUUUCUGAUAAGAUUGUUGGCAAGAAUGAAUUGCGGAAAAGUUUAAGUCACUUGCUCUAUUUGCAGAAUCUUUCAAAGAACCAGGGUCAGAUGAAGGAUAACUCAAAUCCAGAACUAUGUCCAAUUUGUCAGCUUCAACUUGGCAAAGAGUGGAGUGUACUCCAGUGUGGCCAUUGUUUCUGCCUAGAGUGUAUUCGUGUUUUAGUUGAAGAAUGUCCAUUUGGAAGUCAGAGGAGGAGACUCAAGUGUCCCAUGUGUAGGCAGUUUACCAGAAAUAGUGACAUAGCGUAUGUGAGUACAGGAGAGACACUGAGGCAAGGCUCAAGCGAACAGUGCAAUAAAGUCAAGGGGGAUCAUUCAACCAAAGUGAUAGGUGUAGUUAGUUGCCUGAUGAACAUCCAGAAAACAGAACUAAAGGCUAAAGUUCUCAUUUUCUCAACAUGGGUAGAUAUUCUCACUGUGAUAGGCCAGGCAUUAUCAGACAAUGGAAUCACCCAUGUAGCAUUACACGCUGGGAAGAAAUCACAGAUCAAUCUUAGUAGGUUUAAGGCAGAGAGUGGUGUAGAUGUCUUACUAUUGCCAAUCCAUUCUGGUGCUAAUGGCCUCAACCUUAUUGAAGCUACCCAUGUUUUCUUAGUUGAACCCAUACUUAACCCAGGUCAGGAACUGCAGGCCAUUGGAAGGGUACAUAGAAUAGGUCAGACCAGGGCAACUACAGUUCAUAGAUUCCUUGUCAGGGGUACCAUAGAGGAGAAAAUGCAUGCUAUGUUGAAGACUGUGUCUGCCCCAGUGAACACUAACAAUGCUGAGGAUACUAACUUUACAAUUGGUGAUCUGUCUGAACUCUUCCAACCGGAGCCUGAUAGAGACACUGAACCCGAGAAAGGAAGCAGGUUUAUUGACAUUGAUGAAACAAAACAAGCUGUGCCACUGCAUCUUGCUUCCACGUCAGAGAAUGGAUUCGGCCUUGUCUCACAAUCUUGGGUUAAGAUGAUGAGGAAGUGUGUACAUAUAGCACUUGAUGGAACCUAUGCAGAGGGCCCUGUAGAAUGA
This is a messenger RNA of Owenia fusiformis, 5734 nucleotides long. The record is from the annotation of a GenBank genome assembly. NCBI's taxonomy places the organism in Eukaryota, Metazoa, Annelida, Polychaeta, Sabellida, Oweniidae.